AUGCGAGCCCGGACUGACGGCGCGGCUGGGCGAGUCAGGGAGAGCUUUGCAAAUAAAAGCAGAGGGGGAGGGGAAAGGGAAGGAAGGCAGGCGAGGCUUCGCUUCGCUUCGCAUGCAAAGCUCCACCCCCCGAUGGUGCAGCUGCCCGGGCCGAGGGCUUUUCAGGAAGCGGUACUUAAAACGGCUCCAGAGGAACAUGUGAGAAGCAGUCGCCGCUGGAAUCCGAAGGGCGAGGAGGAGGAGGAGGAGAGGAGCUGCAAGGGGAAUGGGCGCCGCUGGGUCACAUGCGGGAAGGGGCCGAGCGAGCGCCGCUGCCCGAGCCUGAGGUGCGCCGCCGUCGGGGGCAGAGCGGGCUGAACGCGGGGAAGGAGAGACGCCGGGGCUCCUGCUCCUGCCGCCGCCUCCGUCUCCUCUUCUGCCGGCUUUCCCUUGCUCCGUCGACGCUGGACCAGCAGCAGCCCUUUGGCUCGGGCUGGGCUGCUUCGCCUUGGGGUCGGUCGCCUUUGCUGCAGUCGGCCAGCGGAGAGGCGAAGCGAAGAACAGACUCCGGUAACUUCCUUCGAGGCUUUUGCUUCCUUGCUUAAAAAAUGAAAGAAGCUACUUGUCGAGGGGCGCUGAAUUAAAGAGAGGAUUUGGUGCUCCUUCGCGUGUUAAUUUUUUUUUUUAAAGGGGAAAAGUCCUUUCUUGCUGAGAUGAUUAUUUUUUGUUUAGGCGCAUUUAACUUGGAAGCGAGCGCUCUUGUAUGCAAGUGCGGCUGGGCUUCUGAACAAGGACCGGGUUGCAGAGCAAACGGGCGAGCAAGGUGAAAAGUGCUUUCCCCCCCCCUCAAAAAGAAAAAAAAAACCCUCGCAAAUUCCAAAAUUAAGGACUGGGUUGCGAUUGCUCGGCGCACCCACCCACCCCUUAAAAAAAUAAAUCGCAUACUGCGGGUCCUACUUCCAAGGAAAGAGUGGCUUUUGGAUUGCAGCCUUGAAGGGCGAUCCUAGACGUGUUUCCCCCCCCGAAGUGGGAGUCCCGCGGACUUCCACGGGACGUGCUUCGGAGUUGGUGUGCAUUGCAGUCCCCUGGGGGCUUCUCUGUCCGGGGAGGUGGGGUGAGUACAUCGGGCUGGGGGGGAGGGGAGGACUUAAAGGGCCGUGCCGAAGCAGACGGAGGGGAGCGGGUGUCGAUCCCAGCCGUAGAGUCAACUCUUUAAAAAACGGAAGAGCUGUCGACUCCCCCUCCGGGCUUCCUGGCCAGUGAAUGAAACCAAAGCGCCUUGCGCAGGAAUUGGAGCGGAGCCUUCGGCUCAUUGCAGGCUUGCCAAGAGUUUUUUCCACGCUUUCAGUAUUGUGCAUUCAUUAAUCUGGAAGGGUCGCCCACUGCUCUGCUGCCAGGAUUAGGCCCUCUACCACUGCCACAUCGCAGUAUCCAGAUCGCCACUGUUGCACCAUUCGGGGCAAUUGUGUGCGAGGGUGACUAAUCCGCGUUGAGUUUCUGUCCUCUGCAAACAAUAGAGCUUCUCGGAAGGUGGUGCCCCUCCUAUCGCUUGGGCAAAAACCUCUCAAUGACCUUCCUCGAUCCUGGUGUUGCAAAGCAGCGAAGGGAAGGGAAGGGAAGUGAGUGACCGUUGAGCUCAAGGAACUGGUGACAGUGUCUUUUCUGCACUUCCUUUUUUGCUGGAGUCAUCCUUGGCUUUAAGCGCCACACGGACUGCCAGGCUGUGGGAUUUGCACUGAAGGGGGAUGGGGAGGCAGGCUAAACUGCAGUCCUAAUCCGAAUUCAAUAGGACCUACUUCUGAGUAGACAAAUGGAGAAAGAUUUGACUUGGCCGUAACUGGCUUGAGAACAUUCUUGUAUGUCAGGACACAUUUACCUAGGGCAGAGUAAGCUUCUCAUGAAAAAAAUGCUGUUCAUCUGGGCAGAAUUUCAAGUAAAUAAAGGCUGGCUUGUUCCACGAUGAAAACGGAAGAAUAGGUAGACCUUCACCCAGAUGCUUAGGGAAGUUUUUAAUGUUUGAUAUAUUGUUGUGCUUUUAAUAUUUUGUUGGGGGCUGCUCAGAGUGGCUUGGGCAACCCAGUCAGUCAGAAGGGCGGCAUAUGCCUAAUAAAAUCAUUAUUAGUUUUAUUAGAUGUGUAUAAAGCAAACCUUGGCUUCACGAGCAGUAAGAAGUCCCGAUUCUGAAUAUUGCACCAGUUUAAUAGAUGUUCCUUUGUAGAAGCCAGUCUAAAUCUGUUUCAAAUAUAUAUUCAUACUUUUCUGUAUCCCCCAACCCUCUGUGCACACAUUAUAUAACUUGUAAGGGUCCUUUCUAGCAAUGUAGAUACCCCAAACCGAGAGUUGUCUUAACCACCUGGAAAUGCGGCUCUUGAUCUUCCAAUUAAAAUAUUCCCAGGCGCUGGAGCAUCGUGGCUUCUGUGUAUGUGUGCCCAACCCCAUACAAAAAAACUUUUCCCCCCCCUUUUGGAAGCUGCAGUGCCGGAGAAAGUCCUGCAGGUGGCAGGGCAGCUUGUCGGCUCCUUCGCUGCUUAGUCAGAAGCGGCUGGUGCGUGUGAUUCAGGCGGGAUGACUGGCUGUUUGUGGGAAUGCGAAACUACCUCAGAGGCUCGGGAGAGGGAAUGACGAGGCAGUUCCCAGCCCGCAAGUGGGGCGGCGGCGGCGCGCAGGGCGACCCGAGGGAUGUGCGUUUCUCCUAAGGUCUCUCUUGAGGAAUCCGCCCUUCUGGGGAGGAGCCGCUGCAAGGACAGUUUCGCAUUCUCACAUGCUCUUCUUACUCAUUCGGUUCCGAGCUGCACACGGAAUCUGGUCAACUUCCAGUGACUUGGGUUCCGGGAGGGGGAGAGAUCACCCUGCGUUUCCCUGAGGGAGAGACUUUGUGUAUGUAUCUGUGGGCACGGGUUUGGGAAGUCAGUUGGCAUAGGUGUGGGGUGUGUGUGUGUCAUAGGAACCAACUCCUGGGGCAGAGGCCCCUUUGCCCCUGCCCCAAUAAAAUAUUGGAGGCGGCCAGCCCCGAAAGUUGAUGGGCAUUGCCAAUCAAAUGGUGUUCUUGUGAUCAAUUAUGCGGGGCAGAGCUUACCUGGGGACACCUCCCACCCAAUAUUUUAUUCCCAGUUGGCACUCCUGGUGUGUGUGUGUGUGUGUGUGUGUGUGUGAAUAGCUAGCUAGCUAGCUAGACAGAGAUAAGUCUGUCUGCAUGGGUCUUUGGGAGACAGAAAGGAGCAGCCAGACUUGCAUUUGUAUGAAUAGGAAGGAGCCACAGUCUUGUGCCAGUAAAGGAGAAAAGGUAGAUCCCACCCUGUUCCAAGGAUGUAUGUGAGGGAGGGCGAAACAAAUGUUGGUGUUUUUAGAUAAUGGUGUUUACUUGGUUUCAGUCUUUGUAUUUGCUAAGGACUGCUCACAUGCUGUAAACAGGUGUGUUGUGGUUUUUGUGUCAACCCUGAGCCCCGCUAGAAGGGAGAGGCUAACCUCUUUCUUUCUUUCUUUCUUUCUUUCUUUCCCACCCUUCCUUCUUCUGCCCUAGGUGCCUGUGUGACUUGGAAGGAGACCCUCAAAGCGAUGGAAACCGAGCUGGGACUUCCCUGCGCAGUUCAGCCGGCCUGCUGCCAGGAGGUGCCAGGCUCUGCUCCUUCAGAGGCCUUUGCUAUGCCGGCAAGGAUCUCCGGAAAGAUCCCGCCGGUCAGGCCUUGCUUCAAAAAGAAGGACGUGCAGAAGCUGCUGGACACAGGGGCACUGAGGGCUCUGCGGCCCAUCAUCACCACCUUGCUGGGGUCUGGCGCCCUGGAUGCGUUCCUCCGGCGCAGAGGACAGAAGAGCAACCGUAGCAACUUGCAUGAACCUGUCGCGAAGAAGGUCUUGGGGAUCGCGGCUCCCUGCGCUCAGCCGGACAGCAACAUGGCAGUGCUGGUGGCAGGGACUUCGGACGUUCAAGGACAAAUAUCAGACGGGUCUCCUGACCAGGAGGCCCAGCCUGGGGAGCAGAGUUUCUCCUCCGUUACCUCUUCUGCAAGCGAGCCAUUCCAGGACCACUCCUUGCAUGCUGCCUCCAGCGAUGCUGCUGCCUUUCUUUCCUGCCCUGACAAGAUACUUGAAGGUUAUCCUGUGGUGCUCCAGGACAACAACAACAGCUUCAUGGGUCAAUGCCACUUGAAUCCGGCGGACAAGUUUGGAGAUGGGCUUUUCCAGGACAAAAGCGAGGAGGCGUCCCUCGACCUUGUGUUUGAACUCUUGAACCAGCUGCAAUAUCACACCCACCAGAAGGAUGGGGUGGACAUCUGCGUGGAUUUUCUGCAGGGGGUCUGCCUCCUCGGCAGCGAUUGCCCCAGGCACCACACGGUCUUGCCCUACCACUGGCAAGUCAGGAGGACAGCCACACAAGUGUGGCAGAGUGUGACCACUGACUCCCAGGAGCAAAUGGAAAGGCUCUACUGCAACCCGGACAACGACAAAGUCAAAAUGAGAUACCGGUGAGUGAUAAGAUGCCCUUCUUGCCUUAACUGUCAUUGUGUUAAACGUAAAGGAAUCUUAGCCAAGUCUGGGGAACCCUUUUCUCAAAAGUGCAUUCUUGCAUAUAGCCUCUAUUACCUUGAAUUAUUGACCUACUAAAAUUCCUUUGACUUUUAAUUAGUAGCUUUUUAGGUGGCACGCCCUUAAUCUCUUCAAAAGUAUCCAUGUAAUCUCAGGUGAGCUGAUAACUGAACAGCCCAAUUUAAACAGGCUUUCAUUUAAAACAGGGCUGGGGGGCAUCUAUGUUUUGGGAUCUCCAACACUCAGCAGCCCCUACCUAGCAUGACCAACGUUCAAGAAUGCUUGGAGUUGUAGGUCAAACAGCAUAGUUGGGUUUUUUUUCAUUGUGUCCAGCACCCAGCAUUCAUGGACCUCAAUGGAAACUGCCCAGCUAGAUUUGAGAGGGUGCUUCUAAACCACAGCAUGUUGAUGCACAUCUGAUGAAGGGUUAUUGGCCUAUGCGCUUGAACUGUAAGAAGGCUGAGUAGACAGUAGGAAAUAGUAGAACCAGUAAGUGGUGUGUUUUUUCUGUGUUAUGAUCUUGCUAAAACUUUGGGGCAGUAGAAGUGUGCUUUUGAUGCAUGUAAACAGCCAUGGCGUUUGGACUUUAAUCUUGCGCAUUAACUAAUCCAGAGUAACUACAGACCCUUGGUAUCCACACUUGCCACAAGAGAAGUGGACUAAACUUAAGGCACUGGAAGAGUAGUCUACAGGAAAAGGGGAGAAUCCACACAUUGCUCUUGAGUGAAUCCUGUCCCAUAUGAAGAAAAGGAGAGCCCGCUGGAUCGGUCCAGUGGCCCAUCCCAAUUCCAGUAUCCCGCUUUCACAAUGGCCAAACAGAUGUCUAUGAGAAGCCCCAAAGCAGAAGCUGAACCCAACAGCACUCUCUUUGACUUUGAUACCUGGAAACUUGGUGGAGAUAGAACCUAGUCACCGUCACUAGUAACCACUGAGAGUGUUAUUCUUGAUGAAUUUCUUUAAUCCUAAUUCAAAAUUUGCUUUUAAGACAGUCGGUGGCUCUUGUUGGGAGCAAAUUCCAUAGUUCAUAUGCCGUGUAAAAAGAAAAAAAGUAUUUUGUCAGCUGUGCAUCUUCCAACAUUCAUCUUCAUUGGGUUUUCCUGACUUCUAGUGUUAGGAGAAAAACUCAACCAGGCUGAUUAAAGAGAGCUGGCCCAUGUACAUGUUUUUAAAGGAGUAGUGAAUCUGUUCCCUUGAUUCCAAAGGAUAUAUGGCUAUUUUCAGACCCAGCCAAGUUGGUGAUUGACACAUACAGCUCCAUGUAAAUGGAGUACAAGCUUUAGGAGAGCCAAGCAGGAGGAGGUCGCACCAUAUUUUCAAGGUGGUCCCAUAACAUCUGUAAAGCGAGCUCAACCACCUUGAUCCACAGCCAAUCCACCAACCCAAAAGAUGUGUGUUUGGAAAACACCGCCACCCCUAGGAGCACUCACUCCACCAUUUGGGGUCUGGCUGGCACGGUUGUGUUUUGGAAACAGAAUAAUAAACAUUGCUUGGAUUUCUUCCCUUUUUUUGUGCCACUUGCUGCUGCAUACAGGGGGUGGAAGAAAAUGUCAACAGAGCAGUUGUUCCUUUUAUCUUGCACAGCUAAAGGAAUUGUGGAAUGUCCUCUUUUUAGCCAGCCUGCAAAGGCUGCCAGUGGAAGCCCUUGGAAGCUGAACUUUUGGUUAUGCCUUCUCUUUCUCCCUCUCUCCCUCCCCUUCUGCCUUUCUGUCAAGGUGGCAUUGCUGCAUCUCUUUGAUUACUGCACAUGUCUGGGCUCUUGCGAAGGAACACAGAGUGUUCCGGAUUCAGUCUGUGUACCUGCAUCAUUCCAAAGGAACUGUGCCAAUUAGGGUGUUCUGGCACUUUUGAAAUAUGAACCAAUUCCUUGUCACGCAAAGUAGUUGCAACUAGAGCAAAUGGGUGGGGGUUGGGAGGCGUAAGGCAGGUUCUACAAGCAUUCAGCCCUAGCCCUGGGCUCCUUGCCAUUCAAAGUAGCUCCACUGCCGUGACUCGAGUGGACGCCCUGGUAUCCUUUGUGACAUCACAAGGGCUCCUGGGGCAUCCUGCUGGGAUUGCCUCAUUGGCAUCUGUAAAGAAACCACUGUUGCCCCAAGCAACUGGCUGAGUUGCUUGUGCUGUCAGGCUGGUCCUUCAGGCGCUGCCUGCAAAUUCCAGACUCUGGCAUGUGCUGCUGAACUGAGGCAGCAAGGGAACUCCUACAGGACUUGUGCUAACAAGGGAGGGAGGCAGCAGUGGGUUUUAAGUUGCAAGCAGUGCAGAGUUUAGAGUUGGGAGGUGAGGUGGGGGGGGAGGCCUGUCUAAUAGCAGGAACAGCUGGGUGGUUGAACAGUUGCCUGAGGAUGUUGUGGAAUUUCUCAAUCUGGCAUCAAGGAGAAGCUGGAUGAACUUCUGUUGGGGAUGGCUUGGGUCUGAGGAAUCCAUAAUGUACAUGUUGUAAAUAAUGAGCCUGAUAAUCUCUCCAUCUCCCUUCAGACUGUGCAGUACUAAACCUGAAUAAGUGGUUCAAGUAGCAUUUUUGUUUGUGUGCCAAAAGCAUUCUUCUUAAUGCUUCAGAGCUGUUUGUGUUUCAUUGUGGUUAUCCAGAGUUUGGAACUUUUGCUUUGAAAUCUGGGAGCAGGAGGAGUAGAUCUAAAAACCUUCAUUCUGUUUUGUCACAACCUAGAUAAAACACUGCUCUUUCUUGCAAGUCAGCACCUGGUGCUAAUCUUCCCUAGUCCCUUAUCUGAACACAAGGGCUCAUUCUGCAUCAAAGUGGAGUCACUUUGGAUUUAUUACUUUUCCAAGUUGUGUAAAUUAUUACUUUUGCUGUUGCUGAAAUUGUAGCCAGGACAUUGCUUCAACAGUUGCAGUUUCCCUGUGUGGAAAUACCUUCCAUGUAAAGAUCAUCAUGAAAGCUACAUGCAGUGCCCAACAUUAGUCAUAUUUGGAAUGGACUCAUUGAAAUCAGUGGACUGAAGUUCAUUGAUUGCGGCUUCCCACCCACCCAUCCAUUCAUUCAUUGAUUGACACUCACAGAGAUCUGCCUCCAAAGAAAACUUGUGCCUGUGAUGUUUUAUAUUCACAAGUUGCAAGUUAGCAUCAAGGCCAUGUGUGAGGUACUGUAGAAACACCCACAUGAUUUUACACUUAACUGUGGCAACAUCCUAAUUAGUUUCUUUCCAGCCCAACAUUUAUCAUCAUUUGCAGGGAAGACAAAAUGUCACAGAAGUUCCCUUGUAAGAAGAUUUCAUCAUACCAAUAAAUAUUGUAUUCUUCUCAAUUUCCUAUGUGUAAGAUGGCAAAGCUGCCAUCUUACACUAGGACUUUAGUGACUGUUUCUGCUGCUAUGCUUUCUUUCAAGAAAAAUCCCAUUUCCCACAUACUCCUUGCAUUUGUAGUAUUUGUUGUUGUAAGGGAAUUUUUUAAACAUAAUUCAGACUUGGUGUUCAAGACUGCCUUUAACAGGCAUAGGCAAACUCUGCCCUCAAGAUGUUUUGGGACUACAACUCCCAUCAUCCCUGAUCACUGGUCCUGUUAGCGAGGGAUGAUGGGAGUUGUAGUCCCAAAAUGUCUGGACGGCCAAGUUUGCCUAUGCCUGGCCUUUAACCUCUUUUACAGGGUUGUAUGGUUUCCUGAGGUGAGGCAAGAGAACUUCAGCUCCUGAGGUGAUUCUUUGGUAUCUAGAUCAAGGGUUGGAAACUUUUGUUUAUUUUUAUAUUAAAGUUGUAUACCCAAAUAUCCCAGGGCGGUUCACAACAUAAAACUACAAAACAAACAACUUUUGGCCUUUGGCUCCACCAGACUUUCCUGUUUGGAGCAAGUCAUAGUCACCCAUCCUACACCUGAUGACAUACAGGUAAUGUGUGAGGAGCAUGAUUGAAGGGAUGGGCAGCAAGAUUUGGCUUUAAAAGGAUGCUAGCUAAUGCAAGCCUGACCCAAGUGAGGCCCGUUAUGCACGAUGGCUCACUAGUCAUUAAAGCAAAACCUGAAAGGAGAGAACUAUCAGCACUUAGGGGGGGAAACAAAAUACUGUAAUAAAAAACCACACCCUGGGCGAUGAAUCAGAAUGGUUUUCUGUUUCUCCAGAGGGUAGUAGGAUGUGAACCAGUCAGUUCAAAUGAAAAAAGGAUGUAGGCUAAACAUUAGGAGGAACAGUAGAGUAGACAGCUCUUUGGUUUGAGGUUGUUUAAGCAAAGCCUGGAUGGGCCACCUGUUGCAGAUGUUUCAGAAUGUCCUUAUUAGCAGAGGCUUAGGCUGGGCUACUUCCGAGAUCCUUUGUGAACUCUGGAUGUUUGAUCAGUCCAGGCAGCCCGGCUACUUCUGACUUAAAAUGACUUGGGAAUCUUGUAACUUUCAGAGGCUCCUGCAAGUCUUUGCCCUGUGGUCGAUGCAACUUGGCUUUCCCCUUUCCUCCUCAGAUGUUGUGUCUCCUGGCAACUGGGUGCAGAUAGUGGCCUGUUCCACCUGGCCACCUUGAGCGCCUGAGUUUGUUUUGCCAGAGCCUCAUGGUUCACAUGGUUACCACCUCUGUUGGGCUAAAGCUAUUAAUCUCUCUUGGUCAGCCUAGCUUUAGAAGCUGAGCGAUAAAGCUUGCAUGCAACAAGGAAAUGUCUGUUUCAGCAGUUCCAGGAGAGGACAAGCUGCAGCCAGUCUCGGAUAGUAACCAGCAGGGGGGUUCUUUUUUCUUUUUUUAUAUCCCUUCCUUUGUUUUGAAUACAGCUUACAUGGCACAGUGACCCAUCAUUAUGCUCUGUGUCCAUAAUAUUGUCAUUGUUUUGCGCUCCUAAGUAAGUUCGUAGGUCCUAAGCCAUUGGCUCCCCUGGGGACUAAAGUACUUCUCUGUGGCUCACAAAUGGCUUCUUUUUCAAUAAGUAUUGCCCCCUGCUUGUUCUAAAAUGCGCAUUUAUUUAUAGAGCGUUAGUGCCCUGCCCUUCAGCCAAAAAGGGCUCCCUUGAAUGGCUUGUGUACAGUCAGUUAAAAAACUGGAGAGUCCCUGCCUGCAGGUUUACACUCUGGAAAACACGACACACAAGGUAAAAGGGACAGGGAGGGAAGAGGGGGGAAAGCAAACCCAGGUACUAGUUCUUAAAUAGUAGUUUUUACAAUGACCAACUGGCAUAGAAACAGUUCAGGAUAGAUUGUGUGAUACCUGCUCCCUCUCCCCCUUAAUUUCAGGAUUCCAUCCAUUUAUUUUUUUUUGCUGUCUACCAUGUGGUAAAGAUGGAAUACUGCCAUAUAAGCUCGCUGUGAUGGAAUGCAGGCAUGUGUGCCCCUAUUGUUGCUUAACACCUCAUUCAUUUCCAUGGGGCCCUUACAAAAGAAGUUCCUGUUUUGAUAAAUAGGUAAGGGUAAGGGGACCCCUGACCAUUAGGUCCAGUUGUGGCUGACUCUGGGGUUGCGGCGCUCAUCUCGCUUUAUUGGCCGAGGGAGCCGGCGUACAGCUUCCGGGUCAUGUGGCCAGCAUGACUAAGCCGCUUCUGGCGAACCAGAUCAGCGCAUGGAAAUGCCAUUUACCUUCCCGCCGGAGUGGUACCUAUUUAUCUACUUGCACUUUGAGGUGCUUUUGAACUGCUAGGUUGGCAGGAGCUGGGACCGAGCAAGGGGAGCUCACCCCGUCGCGGGGAUUCGAACCGCUGACCUUGUGAUCGGGUAAAGAACCUUCGGGUUGUAGUCCACUUACCUGGAAGUAAGACCCUGCAAGCAAAGUGGGGCUUGCUUUUGUGUAAAACCCUUACAGUUUGCACUGUAAUGGGGUUCUAAAACACCUGCCAUAUUGAGGAAAAUACCUAGGGUAGAUACUGUUCUUCAAAUGCAGCGUGCCAUUGUUCUAUUUCUUCUUCCUUUCUUUUCUUAUAAAUUUAGUUUUUAGAAUUUCAGAGUUAAUUUGGGGGGGCCAGCACUUGGCUGUAGUGCCGUUUGGUCCCCAUGCUCAUCUCAAGACAGAUAACAAACAUGCAGCAGAAUUGAGAUUUCCUGAGUUGGUAGGACAGAAAGCACUCGCCUGCAGGUAGAAAGCUAGCACAUAGUGAACCACCCUUUCCUUGCUGCACUAAUUCUCUGCUUAGCGGGACUUCUCAUAUUCUUAUACAGAGGAACAUUUUUUAAAAAUGCACUUGGAGUGAUAAAGUCCAUUUUCUACAACCUUAAGAUUUUUUCACCUGUAGGUCCACUUCCCUGUGAAACACUUAUUGGUUUCGUUUUCCUGCAUUGGAAGGAGUUCAAACAGGUUUUGUUUUAUUCCACUCUGCCAAUCAGCUUUUCCAAACUAUUCAUUGCUGUUCUAGCAACAUAAGGUACAUAGAACUACUGUCGAGGUGAUGAGUUUGAGGCGUCCUCAAAACUUCCAUGAAAAGAAGUGGGUAAUAAUAUUGCCCAAUAUUAUCAAGUUCAUGCACUAUGAAUCUCUCCCCCGUCCCUUUCCAACACAGCUCACAUUCUAAGUGGGAGAAAGUGGUUCUUAAAUCUGUAGCAUCUUGUUUUAAGUCUGCAUGUUUUUCCGCUCCAAACACACUUCCUGGAGAUGGGAGUUUGGCUUUGCUUUUGAAAGUUACAACUGAGUGAUCUGCACAGCUGUUGAAAUGAAGGAAAAUAACCCCUUAUGAAUAAGAACAGAUGAAUUUUGUGAUGUUUUCUCUAUCCGCUCAGCUGUUUACUUUUGCUGGGUGCGUGUAUGGGGGGGGAGAAGCAAAAUAUCUAAACAAGAAAGAGGUGAAUGACUGCUGAUUUCUGGUGUGCUGAGUUCCAGAGAAUUCUUGGUAUCCUCCCCACCACCCCUUUCAAAGCCUGUAUUUACAUAUGAAGCAAGUCUAUUGGCUUUUUAUCUUGUGUGGAUCUGGGAAAGCUGUAGAAGAGGAGUUUGAGGGGAAUUGUCAGCAGACUCCUGUUUACUCCUGUUACUAUGCAGAUAAGAUUGAGGGGGGAAGCAGCUGUCACCUGGCUCCAGGUCUAGGUCAUCCUGUUCCUUCCGUGCCACUCUCACAGGAAAGGAAACUGCACAUAGGUAAACCUAAUAGCAGCAGCCAAUCAGGCUUAUUAACCCUUGAUUAAUAGUACUCCAAAGCAGUCUCUGCAGUUUAUGAUAAUUGCUUUCCCCCUCCAAAAAAAGCCCCGGUUGCUGCAGAACCAUCAUUGCCCCUUCCCACAAGCGCUUCUCAUCCAGGGCAGGUGUCUCCUUGCUGCUGCUGCUGCUGUUGAAGCUUAGAGAAAAUAAGUGAGAUGUAGGGAGGAACAUUUCUGUGCUCCUCAAUCUUUGGGGAGUAAAAUGGGAGUUUCUGCCCGCUCCCUUUCUAUGCAGUCGGGGUGGUUUUCCAUUGUGUUUGUUUAAAGCACCUAGAGACUGUCAUUGCAGCGAGUUCCGUGCAGAAGCAGGCAGUAGUUAUGUUCAGAUGCUUAAAAAAAACCCAUACUUUCCAUUAUUGCAAGACACUGUGCUUGUGGUAAAUGGUUUCCUAGUGUUGUUAUUUAUUAAAUUUGUAUACUGCCCUAUACCCGCAGGUCUCGGUACAGAUGGACUUUAAUUAAGGGUGAGAAAAAUCAGGCAAGUAUUUGCAAAGGUAUUUGUGCUAACUGAGUUCUCUUGAGCCUCUCUGCUACUUCUGUUCUGGCUCCAGUAGCCUUUGGGUGGAGAGGUCAAAGGCGUGGCACACGUGUGGACCAAGAAUAUACAGAUUCUGCGCCAGUUGCAUUGAGGUUUCUGGAACUUGAGAAGGUUAAGAGGGGUGACUGUGGAGAGCGGGCAACAGGAGGAGGAAACUGAAAGAGUGCUCUGUAAGGCAGAGGAGUGCAGCCUUUUGAUCCCCCAAAGAGCCAAGCCAGAGGCUUACACUGGCCAUGGGUGAAAAGGAAUGGCGCUUCUGCCUUUGCCAGAAUGGCCAGCUGUGCAAGUAGUCUGUCACCACUCCUCUUUCCCCAUAGGCUCUGGCUGGGAGGGAAAAACUAGGGCUAUGAGCCAAUUAUUUUGUAUGGGGCGAGGGAGCAUCCACAAACACUUCUUGUACCAUAAAGCAGAAAGGCCUAAGUGCAUGGAAGGAAUGCGGUCCCUUAGCCCUGUUGCAUAAUCCACACUCCAACCUCAAACGUGAACAUAGGAAAGAUUUUAUUGAGAAUAAGAAACCAAAGAGGAAAGAUGAAACUGUACUUUUAAGACAGGGAUGGCCCUCCAGAUGUUUUUAUGGGUCCAACCAACAACUCCCAUAAGCGCCAACCAGUGUUGGGGUUGCAGUUCAACCAUGUAUGGAGUGCAGCCCACUGGCUACCCCUGUUUUAGGAAGCUGAGUGAGUGUUGAAAGAUCUAGCUAACCUAUGGAAGAAUCAUUGUGAGAGUUCACUACCCACCCAGCCUAGGUAGGAUCAGCUUGCUCAGGUUGUAGACUCAGCACUUAGCAUUUGUCAACGGUCAAAGGUAAGGGACACAGCAAUAAAGGCAUGACUGUUCUGUAUUUAUGGUGUUUGCAGCCAGGUGGCUUUGACUGACAGGUUGGGUGCCUGGCACAGCUCAAGGGCUUGGCUGUGCAUAUGUGGGAAAGAUAGACUAAGACACGGUUUGAGAAGUUAAGAGAUAAGCGGCCAGCAUGUUUAUUAACACAGAAGUUUCCCAGCUUUGGCAAUAGACAUAAUCUUAAAGGAGGCCUUCGGACAGUUUGUGCGAAAGUAGUGGGAGGUUGUGGAAUGGGGAAAGGCUGGGUAAUUUGUAUGCCUUAAAUGCGAUCCCCAAGCAGGAUAAAUCCAUGUCACCUGGGAGAGUUGGGAGCCUAGGGAAGGCUUCUCUUGCCUUCUGUAUGAGGUUCUAUAGUAGAUCCUGCAUCACACAAAAAGUGCAUCCUUACUGAUAUGGUGAUGUCUGUGAAGCUCAGCCUAAAUCUGGGCAUGAGCUGGUAAUGUGAGGAACCAGCUCCAUCUUUAUUCUGAUACAAGUGUGUUCCUGCCAUUAUGAAUUCCUUGGGCAGAUAAAUAGUUUGUAUAUUUCUUUCAGCUUGACUAACCAGCCUGUUGGAUAAUCAUUAGAAUAAAACAUUUUAUUAUUGGAUUGGAGACUACUUGAAAAGUGACUUUAAAUUAUAGAGAGGCUAUAAAACCAAAGUUGUCAGUGUUUUCCAGAUUUGGAUUUGAACGAAUGAAAUGUAUUAACACCUUCCUGUUCCUUUUGUGUUUCUGAUUUUGGGAAUCCUUGAUUUCUUUUUUUAAAAAGAUACUCACUUUUUAGGCACUCUUUUCAUUUUGAAGAACACAAGUUAGGUUUGGGAAGCCAGAAACUUUGGGAAACUGCCUUUUCAGUACCCUGUGAUCAGGACUGUGCACUGUGGCUUAAAUAAAAUCUUAUGCCAAGAAAAGAUGGAUUUUGCGUCCUAUAUAAAUAAUGUACAUUUCCACAAAUGGAAGGCCUUCUGCUUUUUCAAAGGCAGCAAGCAAUUCUGUGAUCUUUGAGUAGAAACAAGGUCUUGGCCAUUUGAAAUCUUCCUGAGCUCUCCCCUGGCUAUGAAGCCAUUGUCAGGUACUGGCCAGUCUCUCAGGUUUACCUGUGAAAAUGCAUACACCAUGAAGACUAAAAAUGUGCAUUUAAAAAAAUAUAAAAUUAGAGUUCUGUGCCCAGUAUCAUAUUCUGCUUUUCUGUGGCUUUGUGUAAACUAUCAGAAAACAUGCUACUCUGCCCAAUGAAGCAUUCUUUUCUGAAAAUCGCUGCAUAGCCAUGAAAAACCAACUUCCUUUCAGUUAGGCCCAACUCUCUUGCUUUUUGGAAUGAUGAAUAUCGACAACAACCUAUUAUAGCAAAGAAGAGUUUUGACUUUGCUGUUAUGCAAGGAGCUCCGUUUUGUGCACUCUGGUUGCAAAACCUAGUUUUCCACUGGCCCGCUCCUGCUGGAGCGGGAACUUUUAUAGAAAUUUCCUUUGCUAGCGCAUUAUUUUGACAGAUAACAUUGGCAACAAAGCAUGCAUGUCACUUCACGCAGAGAGGUGCUAGUGCCCUGCCUAGUGUUUGCCAGUGCCCUGGAAGCUAAAACUGACUCUAGCCCGUUCUUCCUCCUCUCCUGAUCCCGUGUUGCGCGAGAUGCUCACAGCCAGGAGUUGCACUGGCGGUGGGGACUUCUUUGGCUUGUAUUUUUGCCGCAUAUAAAUAGUUACUGUUGCUAGGAGAAAAGGGGAACAAAGGGCUUUGUGAACCAGUGUCCAAGAGUGAUUAAGCAAAACUUCACACUGUGUGUUGUGCAUGGGGUGUUUUUCCUCCCUUCCCUCAGAACUGCGGUCUGUUUACUCCAGGCACACACCGCUUGACCAAUGCUGAUGAAUCAAUGCAGAGUCACCAGAGUAAGGGAACAGUUGUUGGACUGUAGCUGAUGAGGCAUGAUGCCCUUUUCGUCCCACGUCAGGAGCAUUCUGACCGGGAGACUGCAGCUAAACAUUCUGUGCGCCCAAGAGAUCCAUGUGACGGUGGCCUGACUUUGACUUCACUGACUUGGCAAGGCCUUUAAUGAGUUCAAACUUUAAUGAAAGUUCAAACACGUUUUCUCCUUGUCUGUCUCUGCCGCCGCCCAGAAUUUGCAGAUUAGGAGUCAUCUUGGUCACAUUCAUGCCACGUAUUUUAAGCACUGUGAUGCCACUUCAAGCAGCCAUGACUUCCCCCCCCAAAGAAUUCUGGGAGCUGUAGGGACUCCCUGUUCACCUCACAGUGAUACAGUUCUUCUUUCCCAGGAAACUCUGGGAAAGAUAGCUCUGCUAAGCGGAAUAGGAGUCUCCGAACAACUCUGAGCACCCAUUGCAAGCUGCAGCUCCCAGAAUCCUUUGGGGAGAAGCCAUUGCUGUUUAAAGUGGAACCAUAGUGCUUUAAAAGUAUGGCGUGAACAUGGCCCUUCAAUGCACCUUGCUUAAUGGGAGGUUCUGUAUAUGGAAGGUCAGAUAGAUCCAGUCUUGUUGCAGUCGGUGUGUGGUGGUCAGAGCCCAGGUCACAAAAUGCGGUUGAAUAAAUGAAUGGCACAAGCAGACAUACAUGGCUAAAAGAACUUGGAUGCCCCUCCAUAAAUCGGUUUAUAUUUUUAUGACUCCUAUGGCAUUGAGCUCUUACAAUGCUGCCCCAAAAAAAUUCCUUUUCUCCCUCCUUUCUGAAAUCAUUCUUCCCUCUCAGAAGCUGCUGAUUGUUUCUCCAUUAAUUUUGAUGUUGGCUGGCAAGCAUUUUUCAUUUUAAACUGUAUAAUAAAUGGCGAUGAGUGCAAACUCUACGUGCCAUAAUUCCCUGAGGAAAAAGGGAUUGGUUGUUAGGGCACUCUAGGAAUUGUAGCUCUGUGAGGCGAGGAGGUGGUCUCCCUAACAACUACCAGCACCAUUAACAAACUCCAGCUCCCAGGAUUCUUUGGGGAGAAGCCAUGACCGUUCAAAGUGGUAUCGCAGUGCUUUGAAUGUAUAAUGCAGAUGGGGCCUUUGUUGACUAUAGCCCCUUGAGUUUGGGCUACUUGCUAGCAGAAGGGAAUUCCCUACCUGCUGGAGGAGUCACAGUGAAGGAAUCUCUCACCUGCCAACUUCAUUUGACAGCCUAGGUGAAACCAAGUGGGUGUUCUUGGUUGAUCUUUGAGAUCGUAGUGAGGCAUGAGGAAGGAAGUAGUUUCCUUAAGUAUGCUAGGUAGAGCUUCAGAAGCCAAAGCCACUUAUUUCAAAUGUGGCUACUCCCGGAUGAGUUGUUUCUUGCUUCCCAGAACUUGCAGCCAUAUUGAAUAUUUUCUGCUACGACACACUGUGGCAGGGAGAACAUUUCCUUCCCCAGCCAACCUCGUUUCCAAGUGGGUUGAACCCCUCUUCUCUCCUGUUUUGCUUUUAAUUUCCAAUUGGGAAGAAACAGGCUCUCCUGAGCACUAGUGUGCCUGCUGACUAACACAACGCUUUUUCCUGACUUUAGUGUUUUUCGUUUUUCGCUUGUUCCUCAGCUUCUAUUUUCUUUCCCCCACCCCCUCUUUCCCCAUCCAAGCAAACAUCCAUAGUGUCAGCGGAAGCUCAUUCCAAAACAUUGGUGCAGCUUCGGCUAUUUUAAAACAGCAAACAUGCUGGUAAUAUUUGUACCACAAAUCUUGGUACCCCUUUGGUUCAAGUCAGGUACAGAUAUGUCAUGGGAUGGGGGCCAAGAGGAGUGUCUUCUUAGCGCUGUGCCAGAGUUACUUACAUGUGCCUGAAAUUAGAUGAGCAUAAAACAUGUGGCAACCUCUUGUGGAGGUUUUUUAAGUGAGUGGGUGAACUUCAGUACAAAAUACAAGUAAGCAAAAUUCUUUGCCUUUGCAUAGAGGCCAACAGCUAAUGUGAGAUUUUCUUGGAUGUCAUUUCCUUACCGCGGCUGCUCUGACAAACCCAUGGCUUUGUGACUCUUUCCAGACCCGAUAUUCAGUAGGGCACAGCAUUUUAACUUUUUCCGUCCCAUAGCCCACUGCAGACCUUUGCACUUGUGGUGUUCAAGAGUUCUGACUAAAGCUAUGCAAGCAAAUGUUUAAGAACUGCAGUAGGAAAUGCAAAGUUCAUCCUCAACUAGUCAAGUUCAUCCUGUCUGCUAAUCUCUUCUACUUAGAAAGGCGUAUGGAAACAGCCUUCCUUCAGAAGUGCUUGUGUGUCCCACGUAGCACCACUGACAAUUCCAUUUUGUUAGGACAGGCACUCCCAAACUCUGCCCUCUAGCUGUUUUGGGUCUACAAUUCCCAUCAUCCCUGACCCACUGGUCCUAUUAGCUAGGGAUGAUGGGAGUUGUAGUCCCAAAACAGCUGGAGGGCCGAGUUUAGGGGUGCCUGUGUUAGGACAUUUGAGGUGUAUUCAUGCAGCCCAUGCCCCCAACAUGCCUCUGUGCGCUUCCCUCUCCACCUUACGCCGAACUUGUCCAUGCUACAUAUACAUGAGUAGAACUCCCAUGACCAGGAACCUGGGCAAACCAAUCUCGGCUUGCUCAGGAUUCACACAAUGCACCUCUUUGAAAGGGCAUCACAUCAUUGCAGUACACUGAGGAUGGGGGGUGGGGAUCCUUGCAGUCACAAAAGGAACUUCCCAGGCAGAAUGGCCCACCCCCAUGGCAAGUCUUCUCCAGCUGAUCUCAAUUGUGCUGAAAGGUAAGCGCACAAUUUUAAAUAAAGCUGACAUCUACUCUUGUGCAGUUAGGCUUCCUUGUUCAUCCUCCUCUGUCUAAAACAAGUUCUUCCUGGCAAAAGGAAAAGUCUUAAUCUUACAUGUUUCUGCUCUCUUCUAAAAUCCCUUGACUAUCUAGAAAGUACUUAAUAAAUUUUGCUACGGGCACACAGACAAAACAACAGUCCAGGCUCCCAAAGGUUGGAAUUGUAGGUGAGGUUCCAAAGAGGCUGUUGCGUUGGCUGUAAUAUUAAGAGAUGAUAAACCUGGACUCAAACCCCCUGGGGAUCCGAAGCAUAAAUUGCAAGAGUACAAUAUAAACCACAGUUGUUCCCUUGGAAUGUGCAAGCAAAUCAAUAUUUAUCAAGUCUCACUAAUGCACUUGUCAGAUUAAAUUCUCAAAUAUCCCGUUGAACAUGCAGUGGGCUUAUAAAAUAUGUAGACUUGGGCUAUUUCUCCAUCUCAACCGGCUGCCAACAAAUGAGACAAUAACAUCCCAGUAUGCUUUCUGUUUUAAUAUUCCGAACAGCUUUAUUGAGGUUGCGAGCGCUUCAUAUCAAGGCAAGCAUAGGAAUAAUUUUAUUAAAUCAGAAAUAUAAUACUGUAAGAGAGGCCUGGUGGAAUAGGCUCCUCCUGGUGAUUUUCAAUAAUAAUACUAAAUCAUUUAUGAAUUGGGUGGCUUGGUAAUGUGGAGGUACCUCUGCAAAGUCACUAGGGGAUUUAUUAAUCUUUGGCCCCCACCUUUCUUUGAAGGAUCUUAUAUCACGACCCUUUUAUCCACCCAAUAACCCUGUAAGGUAGGUCAGCUUGCUGCCCUAUCUCUUCAGACUGUGUCUGGAACCUUUGGGGAAUAUUCAUCUCCAUACCUGUAUUUAUUGGAUGCAGGCUUGUAAAUUGCCACUCAUCCGGCUGCCUACGAUUAAGGGCAACCCUCAGGCAAAGAGGGUGGCAUUGCUAAUUGUUUUCAUUCUGACACUCAAAUGUUAGCCUUGUUCACUUUCAAACCUAAACUGCUGCUACUCAUUUUAGGAGCACUUGAGCUUGGCUCACACUCAGGACUAAAGGCAAUGUGUGUGCAAGAAAACUCCUGAGCAAUUUUGCAGCACAUUUGAUGGGCACAGGUGUGCAUGAUUUUUUUUGGGGGGGGGUGUCACAGGUGUGAGGUGGUGGGUUGGGGAGAAACUUGAUGCCAAUUAUACUUGGAUAAUUCAGUGUGGUGUGAUCCUUAAGACAUUGGUCUAGAUCCCCACUUAGCCAUGCAGGUUACUGGGUGACCUUUGGCCAAUUACAGCCUUCUAGCCUAGAGAGCCAGUGUGGUGUAGUGGUUAAGAGCGGUAGACUCGUAAUCUGGGGAACUGGGUUCGUGUCUCCGCUCCUCCACAUGCAGCUGCUGGGUGACCUUGGGCCAGUCACACUUCUUUGACGUCUCUCAGCCCCACUCACCUCAGAGUGUUUGUUGUGGGGGAGGAAGGGAAAGGAGACAGUUAGCCGCUUUGAGACUCCUUAAAGGGAGUGAAAGGCGGGAUAUCAAAUCCAAACUCUUCUUCUUCUUCUUCUUCGAACCUACAUUGCAGGGUGUUUUUUUAGGUGAGAUGGAAAGAUAAAAUGAACAAGAAAGAACCAUCUGUGCACUCUCUGGAGCAAGGAUAGGAUCAAAACAUAAUCAGAUGGCAGCAUGCAGGGCAAGCUGUCUGCAUAACACCAAUGUGCUUGUUGCUUUUUAAACUCUCGGUAACAUUGUGUAAAAAAAUCGGUUUGUUGAGUAGCUAGCAUGAACCCUGUACCUAUCUACAUUUUGUAGGUACAGAAUUAAUGAUACUUAAACCUCUUGCAUGGUGCUUUGUUUAUCAGAGCUGAGCAGAAAUGCCGUGUAGCUGAAAUAUGUAGGGGCUCCCAGAUCUGUCCAGUGUUGACUGCUUCUACCCACAAAGCUUUGCAACCGGUGCUUGUAAAAGAAGACAUGGCACUUUCAAUUCCCCUAGCGUGGGAACGGGAUGCUCCCAUAGGGCUAAUAUUCAGCAAGCCUAAACAGAGCAAAGGUUUUCUGCAAAGCUGAAAUAAGCCUUGGAAACAGCUUAAAAUAGCCUGAAAAUGGAUAGUGGGACCCUCGCUUCUUAAAGGCCUUGUUUGUUUGCAAAUUCCCAAAGGUGAUUCCAACAUGUUUUGUAUACUGGGGGGGGGGGGGGGCGUCUCUUUGAAACUGUAUCUGCAUCUGUGUAAACAGGCACAUGCAAAACUGUACUUGCUUACGUAUAUUUUUUGCCGAAAGCUUUUCUAUAACAUGGACCUGGGAGCAGAAUGUUAAAGGUGAAAGAGGUCCAUUGCUGUUGGUUCCCUGUUUGUAGCUUACUUCCCAUCGCCAGUGUUCUAUGUGCCUUGGAAAAUUUUUGCUUGACUUUCCAUAGUUCCAGCACAAAAAUCAGUGUGAAACUGUUUAUAACCAGUCAGAUGACAUUCGUUCCGCAACCUGAAUUUGGCCUCAUUUGGCUUGUGUUUCUCGACACUUGAGACUAAAUUAAAACUAUGUCGGGAAUGUUGUUUUCACCUAAGCUGUGCUGAACCGUGUUCCAAAACUUAACUACCAAGUAAGAACAUAAAAAGCACCUGUUGGGUCAGGCCCAGCAUCUUGUUUUUCUCACUGAGGAACCAGAUGCCCUGAAAAACCCACAAGCACAGGACCUGAGCAUCUUAGCACUCUUCCCCAUUUGCAUUUGCAGACAUCUGCAGCACCUUUCUGCUCACCUGGGAUUCUUAGCGACAGGUCUUCAGAGGCAUCCUGCCUUAGACAGUGGCGGGGGUAGAAGAAAGCAACUGUGGCUGAUAGCCAUUGAUUUUUAAUUUUUAUUAUUGGAAAGGAUUACCAAUUUUAAUUCUGUUUCAAAUUCCAAAAACACUUUGAAGGACUCACAUUCCUCCUCAACUCUCUUUGCAUAUACCAAACAAUUCAUUCAGUUUAAUAAACAGGCAGUCUUGAAUAAAUAGAUAAUGUUGAAUAAUAUGUUGCCCAGAGCCAGUCUGAAACAGUGACAAAGUUUAAUCAGUAUAACAAGUGGAGGUUGCAAAUCUACAACUAAGUCUACCAUGGUGGAAGAAACUGGGCAAUUUACCCCUUCUGGCCUGAACCUAUGGCCUUUGCCUGUCUUUAAAUUCAGAGGCUGUAUUGCCAUAUCUAAGUCCGUCAGUGACGGUACAGAACGCAGUCUGGGUUUUCUCUGCAUGUCGCAACAGAGCUGUAUGCAGUAUCAUACAUGACCACCAAGCUGCUGCUAGAAUGCGCACACCUGUUACUGCACAGGGCAGACCCCAAAAAAGGAGGCUGCCAGGUUUUCAUCUAGGGCAAGCUGAUAGCCAUUGAUAACUGUUUGUCUAAUACUCUUUUAAAGCCAUCCAAGUUGGUGGCCAUCACUGCCUCUUGUAGGAGAAAUUUCCGUAGGUUAUUUUUAUUUUUAUUAAGGAUUUUCCAUAGUUAACCAUGUGUUGUGUGAAGAGGUGCACUUCUUUUCCCAUUCCUUGAAUCUUCCAAAAUUCAGCUUCAUUGAAUGUUCAUUCAUUCGUUCAUUAAAAUUUAUAUACCGCCCUAUACCUGGGGGUCUCAGUUCACAGAAUAAAAGCAAGAUAUAAAAGCACAACAUGCCUAAAAGAAAUAAAAACAGCAACUCAAUCCCCCCCCCACCAAAGAAAGAAACAUGUUAAAAGGGCAUAGGAUGUAAAUCGGAUCAACCAAAGGCCUGAUUAAAGAGGAACGUUUUUGCCUGGCACCUAAAGGUGUAUAAUGAAGGCACCCAGGUGAACUUCGCUGGGGAGAGCAUUCCACAGACUGUGAUAGAUGUGCCUGCUCUUGUUGCACCGUGAAGUCAAGAACUACGUACUUAAUACCCAUUCCAGCAUCUGAUUAUGGACUUCUCUCUGCCACUGCCUCCCCCUCAGCUGUAGGGCAGCUGUAAGUGCCCCCCCCCCCCCGUGGUGUUUCACCCAGUGUGCCCCCCCAGCUACACCUCUGACCCAUUCAAAAAUCCUACAAAUAGCAUCCCUGAAGUUGCAGGCUUAUAGGGAAUGCGGCUUGUAACUGGGGAAAAAUCAAUAGCUUUUGCUUAUCUUAUCUUUUCAUCUUAUCUUUUCACCUCCCUUCUUCCUGCACAGGUGACUGAAAGAGAAGUUUUAGCAGGUGACUUGGCAACAGGUGCGCAGCACCUAAUCGAGCUUGCACUUCCUCAUUUGCAAAGCAGUUUCCUUGAUAGCAGAGCUAAGUUGCCGCAAAGAAGUAAAGUCCACCAGUAAUUACGGAUUACACAUUAACAUGUCGUAAUCUGGAGCUCGAUGAUCUCUGCCUGCCUGUGUGUGGAGUGCUCUUUCUCUCUUAUUAAAUGCCAUGGCACAAAUGGAUCUGUUUAACUUUAGGAGAAGCAGCUGCUUUGCUGGUUUUAUGCACCUGAUGAUGUAGGCUGUUGAAUAGAAAGGUUUGUGCCACAGCUAGCAUGUUGCUUACUCAGAGGUGCCAGAUCACUUAUUCCUCCUCACAUAUUGUAAGCAUUCCAUCCCCUCAAUACAGCAGCCUAUUUCUCUUCUUCCAAAACACAAACAAUAUUGGCUUGCUUCUCUGUCAGCAGUUUAACACUUUUUCUUAAUAGAGCUCCCCGCUGGGUUAUUGCAGAAGUGCAGCAAGGAAUGUGGCGCUCUGCCCUGUUUAUCCUUUACAAACCACCUGCUUUUUUGGAGAAAAUACGCAGCAGUUGAGGGGAUAUGGCAAUCUCAUUUAGUGCUGUUUCUGUUCUUUUGAGGGGUGGGUAUUGUUUUUAUUGUUAAACUUGGUGGUGCUUUUCUUCAGUUGAGUGUGCAGGUCACCUCGGGGUGUCUUGCAUCGGACGGCAAGCGUAUGAUCAUAAAUUUGGGGGAGAGCGUUGGCCGCUGCCCUAAUCUAGAGAACAGCUCUAGUGCAGUGCAAGGAAUCACGCUAGAUUCCUUUGCCCCCCCGUUUCUGUUGCGCAACAGACCACGUGCCCUGUUUAACUUUGGCCGCAGGGAAGAAGUACAGUGGUACCUCGGGUUACAUACGCUUCAGGUUACAGACUCUGCUAAUCCAGAAAUAGUACCUCGGGUUAAGAACUUUGCUUCAGGAUAAGAACAGAAAGCUGUGCGGCGGCAGCAGGAGGCCCCAUUAGCUAAAGUGGUGCUUCAGGUUAAGAACAGUUUCAGGUUAAGAACAGACCUCCAGAACAAAUUAAGUACCUAACCCGAGGUACCACUGUACUAAAUGGUGGCAUCAUAAAUGAAUUGGAGCAUUUGACUCACAAGGGGUUUUUUGGGGGAUGGGAGCGUGCACCUGGUUCCUGUCUGAUUAGCAUUUUGCAUCCAACUGAUAGCCUAAGUAGGUGUGUAGCCUCUCAGCAAAAAUUAUGCAUGACUGCAGAGUGAGGGGGAGGAAGGUGUUGUCCCAGAACUGAUGCAAGGAAAAUCCAUCUUACCCAGGAAUGUUCUCCCUGAUGUGGGGCAAGGACAUGCAGAUCCUACAACGCCUGCGUUCUGUUUUGUAUUCAUUCUUCUGGCUUGUAUUCCUUGCUCCUAAUAGCUCGCUGCUUAUAUAUAUAUAUAUAUAUAUAUAUAUAUAUAUAUAUAUAUGUCUCUCCCGGCACAAAACCCAGUCAGUCAGGUUAUGCAAUUGACAUGCAUGCUCUUAAAAUGUAAAUAACUCCUGCUAUGGUGUGCAGGGAGGUGUUUGACACCGUUCCUACACACACACACACACACACACACACACACACACCGUGGUCCCAGAUUUGAAGCAUCUGCCCUCCCGAAAAAGCAGCAGCUGCUGGAGGAGAGGGUGGUUAUUUACAACGGUGCUGUGGAAUGAAAGGAUGGAGCCCAGUUGCUUUUGUCCUGAUCUUCCACAAGUCGCUUUUUAAAAGUGGAUGAUUAAUUUAUUAAUAAAUUGCUUAUAUACCCCUGGUUUUUCCCCGAGGAGAUUGAGCUGAUAUGCAUCAUUCUUCUCUUCCUCCUAUUACAUUCUCACAAGAACCCUGUGAGGUAGGUUAGGCUGAGAGGUUGCGUUUGCGGAACGGUGGGUCGUAUUUGGUUUGCCUCCCAGUCUGUAGAACAAGCAUGGCCAAACUUGGCCCUCCAGCUGUUUGGGGACUACAAUUCCCAUCAUCCCUGACCCCUGGUCCUGUUAGCUAGGGAUGAUGGGAGUUGUAGUCCCAAAACAGCUGGAGGGCCAAGUUUGGCCAUGCCUGCUAUAGGAGGAAGAAUUGGCAAAGCUUUGCAACUGCUGAAACGUCAUAACUUCCAGUCGCUUCUUGAAUGGAUAGAGAAAACUGAAUUGUUUUCCUUUUCUCCCUCCCCACAGGGGCCAUGAGUUUUUAGUCGACUUGAAUGGUUUGGCACUCUAUGACACGACUGAAUUUGACCAGCUGAGGAGGCUGUCUACGCCUGUGUGUACAGGUUCCAACUCCAACUACUACACCAUCUGGAAGUAUUUCUGCAGGGAUCAUUUUGGCUGGAGAGAAUAUUCAGAGGUAUUUCACCACCACCAUCGCCCUUAAAUUUCAGGAAUAAUGUUGGGGGAUAUGGGAAGCCUUGGUUCAUGAUGCCCCCCGCUGCAUGGUCUUUGUUAUAAAUCACCAUUAACUAGCCUAACCUGCUUUGCAAGAUGCUCAAGGAUAAAUGAAAAGGCUGUGCGUAAACUGGUAGCCUUUUCUGUAUCCAGAAAAAUAGCUACGCGUGCAAAGUUUUGCAAGCUCACUGGGACUUCCCAAAUCUACUUUGCCCCCCAAAUUGCUCUUGGGUUUCUCCAGACUUUCCGGGGCAGAUUUUGCAGCAGGGCACAGGUGGGUGAGGAAGAGGAGAGGAAGUAUCCAUUGACCAGUUCAGGGCUAGUCAAUGUUAUGCACUCCAGAUGUGGCUGGACUCUCAAGUCGCCCCAGCUCCAACCAGUAUAGCCAAUGGUCAGGGAUGAUGGGAGUUGCAAUCUAGCAACAGUCAGAUCUUGGGGAGUGCUGGGUUGGCAGGAAAACUCUUGACAUGUUUGCAGAAACAAGACCUUGCGCAACUGCUCACUGAUUGGCCCUUCAAGGAGCACCCAAGUGAUGCUUAACACCGUUAACUUUCACGAGAGAGGUUUAAAUAUGCCUGCGUCCUCUCCUUCUGGAAGCUGAAGACUGCAAAGGCCAUUCAAUUUAAUCAGCUUCUGCUCAGUUGUUCCAACUUUCAUUUCAGUGUGACGGAAAGGUGGAGGGGGGGUGGUUGUGAACCAUAAUCCUUCAGGAUAAUGCAUAUAGCGGUGCUUAGCACUAUCUUUAAUGACAGCAGAACUGGAAAACCCUGCCAUAAAAAAACCAAAAAACAGUGGGGGAAACCAAAGUUUAUUUGCACCGGUGGUGUGGAUUAUUAAAUAUUUACUUAGGUUUGUUUGUUUGUUUUUUUAAAAAGCCCGUUGUGCGAUUGAUAGAAGAAGCCAACUACCGAGGGCUGGCAGAGGUCCGGUUUGUUACGUGGCACAACCGUUACGUCCUGAACAUUAAAGAUGGCUUCCAGCAGAAUUCGUGCAUUCGAAGAGAAAUCAAGAGGAGACCUUUCUUCCGCUCCUGUGUGAUCCUCAUGCCAUACUUGCAGUAAGUGAUGGGACUCCCUUUUGGCAGCGACCGUUGUUGUGGGGCAAAUGGACAUGGGUGAACCCCCUACAACCCCUUUCCUAACGCUGGAGUGCCCAUGUUUCUUUACUGAGAUGUCUUGACUUACCCAAAUGUUAAUGAAUGGAGACCUUCUGAUUUUUUUCAGAGGGCUUAACUGCAUAGGAUCAUGCUUUAGGUGCACCUAACCCCAUCUAUUACAGCUCCCUCUGACUUCGUAGAUGUCCUUGCAAUCAGUUGUUCUGGAUUCCGUUAAGGGAAUGCUGAACACCUGCAUUUCAGUUGCACUACUAUUUAUCCAACUUCUGUGUAUGACCUCUGUGCUUACCAUACUCUCUUCUAGGUCCCCUAGCUGUAUUAAGGGAAUUUCUGUUCUGAUAUUCCUUGCGUUACUUCCCCAGCACUGUAUAGAAGAUGGUCAAUAAGGGGAGCAGCUCUGGAAAUUUUGCAUUAGUGGGCAAUAACAGAACCAAUCACUAUGACAGUUCAUCAGGCCUUUUAGGAUUGGAUAAUAAUUCCCAGGAGCUGGUGCCUGACCCUGGGGAGGCUCCUGUCCUUUUUGAAAUCUGCUUGUUGAUGCUCUGUUGGUCAGAGGAAUGGUAUUGGGUGGGGUUUUGCCUUCACCCCACAUUAUAGAGGCUUAGGAGCCCUGUUGGUGGUGGGCUGGGCUACCUGGCUAGCUCCCUAAGAGGCGAACCUCCUUUAGUAUGGGUAGUUGCCGCUUCAAAAUUAGUUAAUGGAGGAGCAGCUAUGACAGUCUGUUCAUAGGAAUCACAAGGUCUUAUAGCACCUUUAAGGACCAGCUGUUAUUGCAGCUUUUGGGAAUAUAACCCUUCAUCAUAUGCAUCCCUUGGGUUCUGCUCCACAAGACUUUUAGGUCAAAAGACUUGCGUGUGGUUUGAAACUACCAGAAAUUCAGCAGGAAUAAAACUGAUCUAGGGUGCUUCCUGCAACUGGAAGUAGAAUGGCAACUUUGAUUCCAGGCUUCUAACUAGCCAAGUGGGCAUUGCCCCUUCCCCAAAUGUUGGAAGGGGAGGUAGUUUCUCCACCCCCCCUUUCUUUCAUUGGGCCAUUAUGCGUUUGGGGGAGAAUUAAAUACUCCCUUUCCCCUCACUGUACUUCUGGUUGUCCUCUACAGUUUGAGGGAAACAGAACGGAAGGAAAUGCUGUAAAGGCGCAAUGCCAUUUGGAAAUUGAAAAAAUUAGUAGUGAACAGAGUUGCUUCCUAGAGAGGAGAGACAGACCAUAGAGAGGAAAGCGGCUAGAGCAAUCUGAUUGGUCAGAACAUCGGCACAGUGGGCCUUUUACACAUGGGGAAACUGUGCGGAAAUUCCAUUGAGCUUAUAUAUAUAUAAUCUGUGGUUUUUUUCCUGAACUCUGUGAAGAAGAAAAGGAAAGGGAAACCGGGGGGGGGGGGGGAGGAGACACACCUUGUUCACAACUCUGUACAAAGAGAGUGGAAAACAUGCCUCUUUCCAUUAAGUGCCUAGUGCAGUAGCAGCCUUAAUGAAGUCCAUUGCUGCCAACUGUACCCUGGCUUUGAACACCUAGUGUUCGGGUUUUAAAUACACGGAAGUGUGUUCCGUGGUCUGUGCUCGUGGGACCUUCGUGCUGGCAGCUUAAUGUUCCGGGAACUGUGUCUCCUUCAGGUGACACUCUCCAUCAUAGGAGGGGUAGGAUUCCUCACCCGGGACUGGCUUGAGCAGAUGCAGGAAUGAUCACUAGGACAGGUCAUACGCAUCAAAAACAUGCUGUGUUUCUGCAGCCCAGUGAAAAAUUCCACGAUAACUCUGUGUCCGUGGAUCCCAGUAAUAUUAUCAUACGAGCUGCUGCUAUUCCAAUGGUCCUUUUGCCCCUAGCUUUCUAAAUUAAAAACUUAGGCUUGAAGGUAUAAUGGUAUAUCAUGCGAUUGUUCCCAAGUAUGACCCGCAACCUAGAUAACUAUGAUGUUCCUCCUCCAGUCCCAAGAGGCAGUGUGCUUCUGAAUAUCCAUCGGCUGGAAACUACAGGAGGGGAGAGUGCUGUUGCACUCAUUUAUUUAAUUUUAUUCGUUGAAUUUAUAUCUUGCCCUAUAUCUGCAAGUCUCCCGUGGGCACCUGGUUGGCCACUGUGAGAACAGCAUGCUGGACUAGAUGGGUCAUUGGGUCGAUCCAGGAGGGUGGUUCUUAUAGUGAACAGUUGCCCUGCUCCAAACAAAAGAAAUCUUGUUUCCAAAUACUUCUAAAAGUACAUAUUCAUAUUACUAUUUUGUUGUUGUUGUUGUUGUGUUGAUCCAAUAUCCCAAUUUCUCUCCACCCUAGGACUCUUGGUGGCAGCCCCACAGUACCCGUGGUGCCGACAACUGACUCGCAAGUCUUAUCCCCGACUGCCGUUACCUCUCCAAACUUCUACCCUGAAACGUGGGUCAGCAUGGAUCCAGCUCAGGACUUUGUCCAAGUGCCUGUGUCAAAGGAAGACAAAAGCUACAGAACCAUUUACAAUCUCUUUCAUAAGACUGUGCCAGAGACCAAAUACAAAAUUUUGAAAAUACUGCGAGUUCAGAACCAGUUUUUGUGGGAGAAGUAUAAGAGGUGAGCCAACACGUAUAAUAACAGUUCUCCUCCGCCUUAUUAAUUGGGGAAAACCUCACCGCUUUCGUUGGGGGAGGAUUGUUGAGUUGGACGUCAUCUGGUCCAACCAGCUGCAUAUUGCAGGAAAUCCAGUACUGCAACGUCCCUGUAAAAUGAAUUUGCCCAGUUGUGAAGUGCAGUUUUAUUGUUAAUACAAAGUGUAGGGGGGUCUGCAGAUCCAGUUUGUUAAAAAUGAGUAGCUGUUUUAGCAAGUUGUGUACACAAUCGAAAACACUCGAGUUGUGGGAGCAUGUUUGAUUCUGGCUCUUCAUUGUUAGGAAUUCUAGCAAAAGCCCAGAAAUUCCUCUGAAGCACCCAGAGAGCUGUCACUUCCUGUUCUACCAUUUUGGGGUUGGUUGGUGGUUUUUGUUUUGUUUUUUUUAGAAAGGAGAAGUCCUUUUGUUGAACCUGGCAGCUCAGGACUUUGAGGAGUAAUUCUUCCUUUUGGAGAGCUCUUAAAAGUGAUCAGUUUGAAUUGAAGUUUGCUGGCCUCUUUCUAAAUUUGCUAAACCGGGGACACAUUUUGCUGCAAGGGAGACUAAGGCAAAACUAUGUGGGGUGGGGAGGCGGCCCAUCUUCCAGUCUAGGUGGAGUGUUUUACCUGUGCAUCAGAAAACCAACUAAGUUUGUUAUUGGUAUGAGCUUUCGUGUGCAUGCACACUUCUUCAGAUACACUGAAACAGAAGUCACCAGAUCCUUAUAUAUAGUGAGAGGGUGUGGAGGGGUAUUACUCAGAAGGGUGGUGGGAAUGGGUGAUUGGCUGAUAGGUGUGGUAAACCUGUUGACAGCUGUUAACAGUGACUUCUGUUUUCCCGCUUCCAGGAAAAAGGAGUACAUGUGUAAAAAGAUGACAGGACUGGACCGGAUUAUGAACGAAAGACAUUUGUUCCACGGCACCUCGCAGGAUGUGGUCGACGGAAUCUGCAAGCAUAAUUUUGACCCCCGGGUCUGUGGGAAGCAUGCCACCAUGUUUGGGCAAGGCAGCUACUUUGCCCGCAAAGCCAGCUACUCGCACAACUUCUCCAAGCGCUCUCCCAAAGGGAUCCACUAUAUGUUCCUGGCUAAAGUCCUGACGGGGAGGUACACUGUCGGCAACCACACCAUGCGAAGACCUCCGCCCGUCAACCCCAACAGCAUCACCAGCGACCUCUACGACUCCUGCGUGGACAACUACUUCGAGCCUCAGAUCUUCGUCAUUUUCAACGAUGACCAGAGCUAUCCCUAUUUCGUAAUCCAAUAUGAAGAAGUUAGUAAUGUCGUUGUGAUCUGAGAACAGAAUCCGGGGGGGGGGGGCGGAGUGUGUGGAAAAAAGAGAGAAUUGCUUCAUGUUGAUUUGUUGUUGUUGUAACAACCUUUUUUUAACCUGAUAUUUGUAGAAUUGGAUCCCUUUUGCUGCGGAAGGGGGAAAAGAAACGAUUGCGGAACUCUGAAUAAAGAUGCUAAGGGGCUAGGGAGGGCGGGGGCAGAAAAAAAAGACAUUUUUAAAACUCCUGAAAAAGACCAAUUGUGCACUUGCUAUAUUCUGUGCAAACUGUAAAUAUUUUUCCAUUGUUUAUAGUCGAGGGGAGAAAAGAAAAACCUGUGCCUUUUGUUAUAAACACUAUUUAUGUUAGUAAACUUAAUGUUUUGAAAAAAGAA
Molecule: messenger RNA, 29437 nt
Organism: Podarcis lilfordi (Lilford's wall lizard)
Lineage: Eukaryota; Metazoa; Chordata; Lepidosauria; Squamata; Lacertidae
Source: the annotation of a GenBank genome assembly